AUGAUGGAUCUCCCACCGUUGCCUGUCGCUCGCGACGGCUUCGAAUACUACAACGAUGAAUUCUACGCCAUCGUGCCUCCCCACCGCCGACAUCGCCGCUCCUCCAUCCCCGAACUACGUGCCAUCUUCAACUCAACCCCCAAGAUGACCUCGGUCAAGGACAAGCCUGCGCACUGGUACCGCGCUCAACUGAUUCAUUAUGGCCUCCAGCCAACGGAUAACAAAGAUACCGCUGCGAUGCGCCUCCUUGAUGCCUUGAACAAGGAUACCCUCAAGGUACCGGGCUCCGUUCAACGAUUGGAACGGUUGUUGAAGAAAGAAUACAGCUAUGAGAAGAAUCUUAUCAAAGAGAAGAAGGCUUCUUCGGCUAAAAGAAAGGCUCUGUCCAAACAGAAGGCCCAGUUUAAACAGAAGACCCCGUCUAAAAAGAAGCCAAAGGCGCCAGCUACGAAGAAGCGAGUGAGAGACAUUACCGAUCUCGAUGAUAACGGUGGGCUCUCGAGCCUCGCAUCUCAAGCUGUCGAGAAUUCCAGGAACUCGGGAUGUCUGGGUAUUUCUGUUGCCAACUUGAACGUCAACGUUAAUGUUGGAGGGCUCGAUCGGCCUCGCAAAUCCGCUAAGGCAACGCCGACUGUCGGUGUCAAGCCGGAGUCGGUUGCGCCGCAGGACUCUGGAAGUUCUCGCAGUAUGUGUCCCCGCCCAAUCCUCGGCUGUUUGGACGGCGUCUACAAAAUCGACUCCCUCAUCCUCAGCACCUGCAACUCUGACAUGAUAAUCUGCCUCGACGAUCUCAGCCUCUGGGGCAACUUUCAGCUCGGAUGCGUCAAGGGGGUCCUGUACAUGGCCGAAUGUCCCUGGCCCGUCUGUAACCAGGACGGGGGCGGUUUACCGUUCGUAUGGCGCGCCAGAGACUGCGACACGGGGCUGGGGAUUCGCGGAGAAAAGCACUCCGGGGAGAUGCGGUUUAUGGGGGAUGGUAAUAUCGACGGGAUAUUCCACAAAAUCCCAGAUGGAAAGGGCAAAUGGGUUGAUUGUCUGUUCCAGGGAAAGCGGGUUAGUGGAGGGUCUGAUUACCGGGCUCCUAGGGAUUCGCAGAGUAUGAGGUUGGAGUUUGAGACCCAUCGCAGCUUCUCGUCUGGGCAGGCACCACGGAUAGAGGAAUUAUCGUUCUGGUCUGCGGAGAAUGGUGAUGAGCUCCAGUCGACUCGUGUCUCGUACUCCCAGCUCCUCGCAGACGCAGACGAGAAGGGCCGCGUAGACCGGAGGGCGCAGAUGGGGCGCAAUGUCCGACAUGGUGGAGUGGUCGAUGAGGUCGAGGAACUUGACCUCCUGGCCCUAGGCUUUGAAGACCUUGGCCAAUUUGAAGACCAGCACGAUUACGGCGUAUCUGGGGAGUUGUUAGGAUGGGAGGGCGUCGAGCAAAAGGACGGGGUCCAAAUCCAACAUUCGAACUUGUAA
Messenger RNA from Aspergillus affinis, 1458 nucleotides. RefSeq lists its product as uncharacterized. NCBI's taxonomy places the organism in Eukaryota, Fungi, Ascomycota, Eurotiomycetes, Eurotiales, Aspergillaceae. The transcript has 4 exons. The record is from RefSeq and is a predicted model, not a curated record. Bases 1 to 1458 code for a protein of 485 amino acids.